UUGUGAGUGGAAAAGGAAUCGUCAAAAUCUCUUUUCGUUUGCUCUGCAAAUGUUAAAGAAGAUUCUUGAGAAUUCGUGGAAGAAAAACAUCGAAAGUGUCACUAUCUCGGAGAUCAUCAGCGAAUCCAUUAAGAGAAUAAAUGAAAUUUCUUAAUUUCGAACUAAGGAAUCCAUAAUUAAUCUUGGUUCAAACAUUUGGAAUUUUGACCUCACGACCAAUACUUGACCAAAUAUGGCUCCAAAGUUUCCUAUAAUGGGUUUUCCUGAAAAUGGUUGGUCAUCCGAAGAAUCAGACCAGGAAUAUAAGUAUGAGAACCAGGACGAUACCAGUCUGACACAAAUGGCUUUCUGGUACAUGGUAGCCUUGAUCGCGAUGUUGCUCACUUGGUUCAUCAUGUACCUCUGCUUGAAGAUGGUGGCACUAAGACAAAAAACGCGGAAUCCGCAGCAGAGGCGAAUGUAUGUCGGGUCUCGAGCACGCCCAUCGGUGGGCCAAGCCGAGCCUUCGAUAUAUGUCAGUCCCUGCAACUUACCGCCUCCCCCCAAAUAUGAAUGCAUGGCACCGCCAAGCUACGAAGAGGUGGUAGGAGUGCACUACCCGACCUUCCAGCCUCAGCCGAUCACGCAGCCAAUCACAAACGCUCUUCAGAGCUCUCCAGAGCCAUCAGCACCAUCAGCGAACAACGACACAGUCACGAGGAUCAACGAGACCGUUCAGAGGAACACCGAUGAGACCGUCAUCACGGUCCCCGCGACCAGAACCGUCGCCGCGACCUCGUGAUACCACCACCGAUGUAUCAAGUCUUCCAGUUGAUCUGGCAGGUCAAGGCUAUGCAUUUAAAGUCUACUAGUCUGAAAGUUUUCGUGAUGUGAUAUGAAAUGAACUUGUGUGUGUUACCGAAUUAACGGGAAUGUUAGCUGACGUGUUCAGUAAUUUGUAAGUUGACUAAUACGUAAUUUGGUAUACGAUUUCCGUUUUGAAAAUUGGUCUCUGUGACUGGUGGUCCUAGCAUUUGAUUGCCAGUUUAAUGUUGAUACGGGACCAAAAUGUUUACUUUUAUAACGAUGUGAUUGUUUUAAGUAUUUUUUACCAAAUUUAUUCCGUCUUUGAGGACGCAAGACUGAGUGAGAUUUGGUAAAAGGAUCACGAAAAAUCAUUAUAAAACAUAUUCUUAUACUGUUUGAGUAACUUAGUGCUAUAAGUUGCUCCAACAGAAUUUGAUUUAUUAAAAUACUUGUUGUUGGCUCAAGUGUUUGCGCUGGCGCUAACGUUGGACAAAUGUUUGGUCACUGCAAUGUUUUAUGUAUAUAUUUUUGAUGUACCUAUUAAAGUUAUAUUUAACUAAUAAAUUUAAUUUAGUAUAAGUA
Trichoplusia ni (cabbage looper) is the source of this 1368-nucleotide messenger RNA. RefSeq lists its product as uncharacterized. Bases 233 to 781 code for a protein of 182 amino acids. The transcript has 3 exons. NCBI's taxonomy places the organism in Eukaryota, Metazoa, Arthropoda, Insecta, Lepidoptera, Noctuidae. The record is from RefSeq and is a predicted model, not a curated record.